AUGGACCUGAAGAUGCUCCUAGUCUUUAUUGCACCUCUCCUUUAUUCAACUCUAGGCUUCCCUAUUCAGGAACGCAAUGGACAUGCUGGUGCAAAUGUUACUGUUUAUCCUACGAAGAGUGAAGUGACCCCUUCUAGUGACAUUUUACAGUCCUCUCAAGAAGCUGAGCUGGCUACAGAGACAGACACAAAGGAAGACGUUUUUAACCGAAUUUUGAAAGCUAACGCAGACACCACCCAGCGCUUGCGUGAAGGUGACAUUGUUAUGACAAAGAGCCGAAGUGCUAUUGGCUGUUCAGAUCGCUCAUGUUUUUGGCCCCAAUCCAGUGAUGGCAUUGUCCGUGUCCCCUAUGUCUUCUCCCCCGACUAUGAUGAGGCACAAAUACGGUGGAUUAGUGAAGCCAUGGCAGAGUUUGAAAUUCUAACUUGUAUUGAUUUUGUGAAUCGCACAACAGAAUCUGACUAUCUAAAUAUUAAGUCAGGGAAAGGCUGCUGGUCCCACUAUGGAAAGACUGGAGGUGGCCAGAUUGUGUCUGUGAUGAAGCAAGGCUGCAUGUGGAAAGGGGUAAUUCAGCAUGAACUGAACCAUGCACUGGGCUUUCUACAUGAACAGGGUCGAAGUGACAGAGACAGUUAUGUAAAGAUUAUGUGGGAGUACAUUAGUUCAGGUAAUAAAAGCAACUUUAAGAAAUCUGAUAAUUCCAACAACCUGGGCCUUCAAUAUGACUAUUCCUCAGUGAUGCACUACGGCACAAAUGCUUUCUCUAACACCCCUGGGAAAGCAACUAUUAUACCAAUUCCUGAUGCGUCUGUACCUGUUGGACAGAGAUAUGGACUGAGUAACCUGGAUGUGGCCAAAAUCAACAAGCUCUAUAACUGCAAUCGCUGCAGCACCAUCCUUGAUAGCCCAUCUGGAUCACUGAGCUCUGACAACUACAUGUCAAAAUACUCAGGCAAUGCUACCUGUUUCUGUCUCAUCCGAAUCCCAUCCAAACGGGUUUCUCUGCAGUUUGAUGCUUUUAGUCUGAAGUCCUCCACAGACUGUAAAACUGAAUAUGUUAAAAUAUAUGAUGGGGUCAGCCAGUCUUCUGAGGUUCUACUGGACAAGACUUGUGGGACAAAGAGUCCCCCAACCGUAACAGCUUCUGGUAGAACUAUGCUUGUGGAGUUUGUCAGGGGUGGCACUGGUGCAGCCACUGGCUUCAAGAUCUCCUACACCUCUGGUAGGUCCAAGCCCAGGAAGAAUGGCAGAGAAUCAGAUGUAAACAAUGUAAAAUCAAAAGUCUUUUAG
Emys orbicularis (European pond turtle) is the source of this 1290-nucleotide messenger RNA. RefSeq names its product astacin-like metalloendopeptidase. The coding region runs from base 1 to 1290 and encodes 429 amino acids. Gene Ontology annotation, molecular function: zinc ion binding; metalloendopeptidase activity. NCBI's taxonomy places the organism in Eukaryota, Metazoa, Chordata, Testudines, Emydidae. The record is from RefSeq and is a predicted model, not a curated record. The transcript is spliced from 11 exons. Gene Ontology annotation, biological process: proteolysis.